Malus domestica (apple) is the source of this 2209-nucleotide messenger RNA. RefSeq lists its product as uncharacterized. The record is from RefSeq and is a predicted model, not a curated record. Lineage: Eukaryota; Viridiplantae; Streptophyta; Magnoliopsida; Rosales; Rosaceae.
GAGUAGGGUCUACGCCAACAUUGCAAACUCUGAUUUAAAAAACUUCACUCUAAAGCCAACCAACACCGUAACAACCGGUGGUUUUACUGGUGGUGGAUGGGUGACAAUGGCUCCUGGCGGUGGUAAAAUUCUAUGGUCAACUGCCUAUCCGAGCAAUGCAACUUCUCCUGGACCAGUGAAAGUGGCUAAUGGUGUUUUAUUUGCUGGAUCCACAAAUCCGCGAGGCUCCAAUGCUGAUCAUUUUUAUAAAAUUCAUGGGCACACAUUUGAGAACACAGCAAAGUAGAACUUGCCAAUGCACUUGCAGAUAUGGGAUGGACAUUUUUUUUCCAUUUGAUUCAGUAAUCUGUACGACUAAUGAUUAAUAAAAUGUUACAAUUGGCAUGAAUUCAAAGAUUGACCAUAUAAAUAGUAAAAAGGCAAAGCUUCUCUGCAUUUUGUGUGAGAGCACUUCAAGCUUUCACUUCCAUGGCGCCUGCAGAACUCUCCAAUGGUCCUUUUCUCCUUUCUCUGUGUAUGUUUUGUCUAGUCAUAACACCAAGUGCAGGUUUUAACAUUUGGGGUUCUGCACAGAAAAAAAAGGAUGCCCAAGAUUGGCUAAAUCACGGCGGAGACUUGUACAACCGAAGAUAUGCCAACAGGGAGAAGAAGAUAAGCCCUGUGACAGUUUCCAAUCUCAGUUUGAAGUGGAAAUUCUAUGCAGGUGGUGACAUAACUGUAACACCAGUCAUUUUCGACGGCACACUCUACUUCCCCAGCUGGAAUGGAUACCUCUACGCUGUUAAGGCCUCCGACGGAUCCCUUGUUUGGAAGAAGAAUGUGCAGAAGCUGACUGGCUUUAACAACACCGGUUUCAUACUCAAUGUCAACUCUACAGUAACAAGAUCGACCCCAACUGUCGCCGGCGAUCUGCUCAUUUGUGGAAUCUAUGGACCUGCUUUUGUUAUUGCUGUCAAAAGGUCGAACGGGAAGCUUGUCUGGUCUACCAGGCUUGACAACCACACCAGAGCUUUCAUCACCAUGUCUGGAACCUAUUACAAAGGGGGUUACUAUGUUGGAACAUCGUCACUAGAAGAAGGACUCACCAUCGAACAAUGCUGUACGUUUCGUGGGAGCGUAUCGAAAUUAGACGUCCGAACGGGCAAAAUCCUGUGGCAGACCUUCAUGUUGCCUGACAAUUUCGGCAAGUUUAAUGAGUAUGCAGGAGCAGCAAUAUGGGGAAGCAGCCCUUCCAUUGAUGUCCCUCGGAACCUCGUCUUCGUUGCCACAUCGAACCUUUACUCAGCUCCUCCGCGGAUAAUUGAAUGCCAGGAGAAGGAAAACAAUCAGACAUUACCUUCUCAUCCAGAGGCCUGCAUUGAGCCCGAAAACCACUCCGAAUCCAUGGUAGCUCUUGAUUUGGACACUGGGAAAAUCAAAUGGUAUAAGCAGCUAGGAGGCUAUGAUAUAUGGUUUGGAGCCUGCCAUAGACAUUUGGAUCCACGGUGCCCACCUGGUCCUAGUCCGGAUGCAGAUUUUGGUGAAGCACCAAUGAUGUUAACUACUUAUAUCAAUGGGGCUAGGAGGGACCUUGUUGUUGCUGUUCAGAAAAGCGGGUUUGCUUGGGCUUUGGAUCGCGAUACUGGCAGCAUAGUAUGGUCUACGGAAGCUGGACCAGGAGGACUAGGAGGAGGAGCAAUGUGGGGUGCGGCCACGGACGAAAAGAGGGUCUACACAAACAUAGCCAACAGCCAGCACAAGAACUUCACUCUCAAACCAUCCCAGAACACUACAAUUGCUGGUGGAUGGGUGGCAAUGGAGGCUCGCAGCGGCAAUAUCCUAUGGUCCACGGCGAAUGCUAAUGAUGCUACUGCCCCAGCCGCUGUCACUGUGGCUAAUGGCGUUGUUUUUGGAGGGUCUACUCAUCGACUAGGACCGAUAUACGCGAUGAACGCUAAGACCGGGAAAAUCUUGUGGACAUAUGAUACCGGGGCUACUGUAUAUGGCGGCAUUUCGGUGAGCGACGGAUGCAUUUACCUUGGAAAUGGAUACAAGGUCUUCAAUGGAUUCGUUAACCCGAAUUACACCGCUGGAACUACGCUCUUUGCCUUCUGUGUUUAGUUGCUACCAGUUUCCCACACUGUGUAAUAUGAAUCUUUGCCCUUAGGUGAAUUCUGUAAUAACACAAGAUGCAGAGCAUGCAUUAGCAAUACAAGCAUUAGCCACUCAA